AUGGCGACCCCGGGCAUGAGCUGGCAGCAGCACCACCACGGCAAAUUCACGCCCUCAUCGGCCGCCGCGCACCUGGCGGGGCACACCAUGGACUACAGCCAGGACAUGCACCUGAAGAUGAGCAAGAAGAUCGCUCAGCUCACCAAGGUGAUAUACGCUUUGAAUACUAAAAAUGAUGAGCAUGAAUCUGCAAUGCAAGCCCUCAAAGAUGCACAUGAAGAAGAAAUCCAACAAAUUCUUGCAGAGACAAGGGAAAAAAUAUUGCAGUAUAAAAGCAAAGUAACAGAGGAAUUAGACCUGAAGAGGAAGAUUCAGGUUUUAGAGGCCUCCUUAGAGGAUCACAUCAAAAUGAAGCAGCAGGCUCUGACAGAAUUUGAAGCAUAUAAGCACAGAGUGGAAGACAUGCAACUUUGUGCUGAAGCCCAGCACGUCCAGCGCAUAGUCACCAUGUCCCGAGAGGUCGAAGAGAUUAGAAGAAAGUUUGAAGAAAGAUUACGGAGCUUUGGACAGCUUCAAGUGCAGUUUGAAAAAGACAAACGCCUGGCCUUGGAAGGUUUGCGAACAGCUCACAGACGGGAGAUCCAGGAGCUGCUGAAGUCCCAGCAGGAUCACGGUGUCUUGGUGAACAAAGGGCAGGAGGAGGCUGAGGAGCUACACAGGGUGGAGGUGGAGGCCUUAAACAGAACACUAGAGGAGCUGCGGCUGGAGAAGAAAAAGCUGAUUGAAGAUUAUGAAGGCAAGCUUAGUAAAGCUCAGUGCUUUUAUGAACGGGAGCUCGAUACACUGAAAAGGUCACAGCUCUUUACAGCAGAAAGCCUGCAGGCUAGCAAAGAAAAGGAAGCUGAGCUUAGAAAGGAAUUUCAAGGACAGGAAGCCGUGUUACGAAAAACCAUAGGAAAACUAAAGACAGAGUUGCAAAUGGUACAGGAUGAAGCUGGGAGUCUUCUGGACAAAUGCCAGAAGCUUCAGGUGGCUCUCGCUGCAGCCGAGAACAAUGUCCAGGUCCUUCAAAAACAGCUUGAUGAUGCCAAGGAGGGAGAAAUGGCCUUAUUAAGCAAGCACAAGGAAGUGGAAAGUGAGCUUGCAGCUGCCAGAGAACGUUUGCAACAGCAAGCUUCAGAUCUUGUCCUCAAAGCUAGUCACAUUGGAAUGCUUCAAGCAACUCAGAUGACCCAGGAGGUUACGAUCAAAGAUUUAGAAUCAGAAAAAUCAAGAGCCAACGAGAGAUUGUCUCAGCUUGAAGAGGAAAGAGCUUUUCUGCAAAGCAAAACUCGAAGUCUGGAUGAAGAACAAAAGCAGCAGAUUCUGGAACUGGAGCAGAAAGUAAAUGAUGCGAAAAGAACCCAGAAAGAAUUUUAUGAAAUGGAACUUAAAAACCUGCAAAACAGAUUGGAAGGGGAGGUGACUCAAUUAAACGAGGCCCAUUCUAAGACUUUGGAAGAAUUAGCUUUGAAGCACCAUAUGGCAAUUGAGGCUGUCCACAGUAAUGCAAUCAGGGACAAGAAAAAGCUGCAAAUGGAGUUGGAAGAACAAUAUAAAAAGGAGAAGCUACACCUAGAAGAGGAUAGGAAGCAGCUCCAACUUGAGCUCGAAAACCUGAAGGAAGUUCUGGAAGGCAAGCUGAGCACAGCCAACCAGGAGAUUGGCCGUCUCCAAGAUCUGGUAAGCAAAAGUGAGCAAGGUCUUGGCUCUGCUGAAGGACUGAUCGUCAGUCUCCAGGACUCCCAGGAAAGACUUCAGAAUGAGUUGGCCUUGACCAAAGGCAGGCUAAAGGAGACCAAAGAUGCUCUGUUAAAUGUGGAGGCUGAGCUAGAACAAGAGAGGCAACAGCAUGAAGAAACACUUGCUGCCAUGAAGGAGGAAGAGAAAUUCAGAGUGGACAAAAUGGCCCACGACCUAGAAGUCAAGUGGACUGAAAAUCUAAGACAUGAGUGUUCUAAACUUCGUGAAGAGUUAAGGCUUCAACAUGAAGAGGAUAAAAAAUCAGCAAUGUCUCAACUUUUACAGUUAAAAGAGCGAGAAAAAAAUGCAGCCAGGGAUUCAUGGCAGAAGAAAGUAGAAGACCUCUUAAACCAGAUUUCCUUGCUGAAACAGAAUCUGGAAAUACAGCUUUCCCAGUCCCAGACUUCUUUGCAGCAACUGCAGGCCCAGUUUACACAGGAGCGACAACGGCUUACACAAGAGCUUGAAGAAUUGGAGGAACAACAUCAGCAAAGACAUAAAUCCUUAAAAGAAGCACAUGUCCUUGCGUUUCAAACCAUGGAGGAAGAAAAGGAAAAGGAACAAAGGGCUCUUGAAAACCACCUGCAACAGAAGCACUCUGCAGAGCUUCAGUCACUGAAAGAUGCACACAGAGAGUCCAUGGAGGGCUUCCGGAUAGAAAUGGAACAGGAGCUGCAGACUCUGCGGUUCGAAUUAGAGGACGAAGGAAAGGCUAUGCUUGCUUCCUUACGCUCAGAACUAAACCACCAACACGCAGCUGCAAUUGACUUGUUACGGCAGAGUCAUCACCAGGAACUGGCAGCUGCUAAGAUGGAGCUGGAGAGAAGCAUAGACGUCAGCAGACGACAGAGUAAGGAGCACAUAUGUAGAAUAACAGAUCUACAGGAGGAGUUAAGGCACAGAGAACAUCAUAUCUCUGACUUGGAUACGGAAGUACAGCACCUUCAUGAGAACAUAAGUGCCCUAACCAAAGAACUGGAAUUUAAGGGGAAAGAAAUUCUCAGAAUACGAAGUGAAUCCAACCAGCAAAUGAGGUUGCAUGAACAAGAUUUAAACAAGAGACUUGAAAAAGAGUUGGAUGUCAUGACAGCAGACCACCUCAGAGAGAAAAAUAUCAUGCGGGCAGAUUUUAAUAAGACUAACGAGCUACUCAAGGAAAUAAAUGCAGCUUUGCAAGUGUCGUUAGAAGAAAUGGAAGAAAAAUACUUAUUGAGGGAAUCAAAGCCAGAAGAUAUACAGAUGAUCACAGAUUUAAAAGCCAUGCUUACAGAAAGAGACCAUGUCAUAAAGAAACUAAUUGAGGAUAAUAAAUUUUAUCAGCUGGAAUUAGUCAAUCGAGAAACUAACUUCAACAAAGUGUUUAACUCAAGCCCUACUGUUGGUGUUAUUAAUCCAUUGAUGAAGCAAAAGAAGAAGAAUGAUAAAUCACCAACAAACAGGUUUGUGAGUGUUCCCAAUCUCAGUGCUCUGGAAUCCAGUGGAGUGGGCAAUGGACAUCCUACCCGCCUGGAUCCCAUUCCUAAUUCUCCAGUCCACGACAUUGAGUUCAACAGCAGCAAACCACUUCCACAGCCAGUGCCACCCAAAGAGCCCAAGGCAUUUUUGAGUCCUCCUCAGAGUGAAGCCUCCCCGGUGUCUUCUCCAGAUCCCCAGCGCCAGGAGUGGUUUGCCCGGUACUUCACGUUCUGAGAAAACUGUCAGCACAGCUCCCGGUGGACUGUGACUGAGAGCAUGACUUUAUACAAACCAUGAUGUGAACAGGCUUCCCCAGGUCAAACACUGUGAAUGAGAAUCUGUCUGUCUCUCCAAGUUCACCAUGCGUUCACUGUAUUUCCUCUGAUGUUCAUUGGAGUCAUUCCCUAAGGUACUGUAUUAUGUGUGUAAUUAUAACAUUUAUUUUUAUUUGAGAUGGAAGUCUUUAACCUUUGUAAUUACUGCAUAAUAAAUUUUGUUAGAA
Molecule: messenger RNA, 3679 nt
Organism: Ochotona curzoniae (black-lipped pika)
Lineage: Eukaryota; Metazoa; Chordata; Mammalia; Lagomorpha; Ochotonidae
Gene: FAM184A
Product: family with sequence similarity 184 member A
Exons: 18
Coding region: 1-3411 (1136 amino acids)
Source: RefSeq, a predicted model, not a curated record